This is a messenger RNA of Thalassophryne amazonica, 3834 nucleotides long. RefSeq names its product asparaginase homolog (S. cerevisiae) (gene aspg). The record is from RefSeq and is a predicted model, not a curated record. Lineage: Eukaryota; Metazoa; Chordata; Actinopteri; Batrachoidiformes; Batrachoididae. Gene Ontology annotation, molecular function: protein binding; asparaginase activity. Gene Ontology annotation, biological process: amino acid metabolic process.
CAAGAAGAUUCGCUUAAAGGCACAGCAGCAGUUUACAUGAUGGCGGACUCCAGCUCGUCACCGGUAUCAAAUGGCUUCACAUCCCUUGGCCGUGCUUUGUCGCACACAAAACUGGACCUCGUCGAACCGACAGAUGGAUGUCACUCACGAAGUGUUCCUGUGCAUCCGUGCCGACUGAGAAGGUUAACGAGCUGGAACUCGACUGAAUCGAUUGAGCCUCAGAGUUCACCUUCAGAAGCUCACGUCCUGGUGAUCAACACCGGAGGAACCAUCGGCAUGACGCUGCACGACAACGUGCUCGCCCCACAGGCCAACGCUCUCGUGAAGAGCCUGUCAAAGCUGCCCAUCCUCCACGACGAGAUGUACGCCCAGCAGACGGGCCUGUAUGAAUACCACAAUCCCAACAGAACCCUGGUCCUGCCGUUGGGUAAAGACAAUAAGAGGAUCGUCUACACGGUUUUAGAGUACGGCCCUUUGCUGGACUCGUCCAAUAUGACCACGGAGGACUGGGGUCGCAUCGGAAAGGACAUCGAGAGGAACUACGAAAAGUACGACGGUUUUGUGAUCCUGCACGGCACAGACACCAUGGCUUACACGGCCUCGGCUCUGUCCUUCAUGUGUGAAAAUUUAGGCAAACCCAUCAUUCUCACUGGGUCACAGGUGCCCAUCUAUGAAAUGAGGAAUGAUGGCAGAGGAAACCUGCUGGGGGCGCUGUUGAUUGCUGGACAAUUUGUUGUUCCUGAGGUGUGCUUGUAUUUCUACAACAAACUGUACAGAGGGAAUCGUGUAACCAAAGUGGAUGCUGGGAGUUACAACGCGUUCUCUUCUCCAAAUCUACCUCCUCUGGCUACGGUUGAAGUUGAUGUUACAAUCAACUGGGACACAGUGUGGAGGGCAAACACUACAGCGAAGUUUCAGGUUAGCACGGAUCUGAACCGGAAUGUGGGGCUGCUCAGGCUGUUUCCAGGCAUCACUGCUGCUACUGUGAAGGCUUUCUUGCAGCCGCCCAUGGAGGGUGUGGUCUUGGAGACCUACGGCAGUGGAAAUGCACCGGAUAAUCGUCCUGACCUGUUAGCGGAGUUGAAGAAGGCCACAGACGCUGGCGUUAUCAUCAUCAACUGCACCCAGUGUCUGAGGGGAUCUGUGUGCAUGUCCUAUGCCACUGGCAAGGUCUUGAUGGAUGCAGGGUUGAUACCGGGUGGGGACAUGACCCCUGAGGCUGCUCUGUCAAAGCUGUCAUAUGUUUUGGCCAAGAAAGAUCUUGAUUUACAGGGCAAGAAAAAGAUGAUGAGUCAGAACCUGCGAGGUGAGAUGACUGCAGACAUAGCUGGAGCCAAGAUGUGUUUGAGCGACAGCCAUUUUAUCCAGGUCAUUGCCAAGUUUCUGAGCGUCAGCUGCAAGGAGGAGCUGGAAGCCAUCCGGGACGCUCUCACCCCCCCGCUGGCCUGUGCUGCUGCUAAGAUUGGAGACAUAGAGGCUUUAGAAGCACUACAGGAAAUGGGGAGUAACUUGUGUCUCGCUGACUAUGAUGGACGCACGCCCCUCCAUAUUGCCGCUUCUGAGGGUCACUUCAAAGUGGUGCAGUACCUCCUGAGUCACGGAGCCACAGUCUAUGCUAAAGAUCGAUUUGGGGACACGCCUCUCUGCAAUGCUGUACGAUUUAGGCACAAGGACGUGGUGAAGCUGCUGAGAAAGACCGGGGCCCACUUCAACAGGGACAAGUUGGAGGAGGCCGCAGAACUGUGCAACUUGGCGGCCAGUGGUGACUGCGAAGGCCUUGAAUUAUGGAGCAUUGCCGGAGCAGAUCUGAAUAAGACGGGCUAUGAUGGACAGACAGCAAUCCAAGUGGCUCAAGCUGCUGGCAAAGAUGGCGUGGUAAAAUUUCUAAUCCAGCUCAUGAGUACAAAACACAAGAUAAUUUUUGGUGAAAUUAAUGAGUAUGAUGAUGAUGAUGAUGAGGAUGAGAGCGGCGGGAUGAUCAGAUUUACUGCCUCUCCGACAGGACCGUGAGCUACGUUGCCCAAACCGAGAGAAAACAUCCUCUGUGUCCUCAGCGCACUGUCCACUCUUACAUUAACGCUGCUGAAACAAAAAGUUUCUAUGGAUUACUGGAUUUCUGGAUGUGAAUCGUACCACCAGAAUAGACCAAAUAAAUGGCGCCUGGAAGUUUCCAGAAGAUGCAGUCACAGUUCCUUCUGUUCCCAAACAUUGAUUCACAAAUUAAGUGUUUGAGGAACUGAGGACAACUUGUUUAAGUGUACAACGGACAGUGUUACACUGACGCGGUGUGUUGGUGUUUUUAAUACGUCUCACUUUAGAAAAUGUUAUCCACGGUUAGCAUUAGCAUACACCACCAAGCUAAUUGUAGGAAAUGCUAACGGUGAAUGACACUAGCUGUAGUUGAUGUCAGUGCUGUUACUAUGAACACGUAUGUUAACCACUGUUAGCAUUUUCUUUAAACUGGCCUGUCACUAAUAAACACAAAAUAGAAAAAUAUUUUUUUUUAAAACAACCAAUGUCAAUGCAGGAUGUCGCAGUACGGACACAAAGAUCAGUAUCGUGCCCGAUCAAGGCAGGUUUUUAAAAAAAAAAUAUCGGAAUCGUAUUUAUUGAAUUUAAAACAAGUCUACAUUCUGUCACCGUUCUGUUGAUAAAAAGCGGUGUAAGCCUGAGUGGUAGCCGCCGCUCUAUACGAUGCUAUUUGCUAGCUCAGCAGCAGCAUCGCAACACGCGACUCAAAAGCGUAUCCACGUUCUAUUUUGCUUCAUACACACGCCAAAUCUGUUAUGGAUGGAUGUCACAGCAGGCAGCACUUUCCUCAUGAUUGCAUGAGUUUUUCUUGUCACCCCGUAUUGUCCAAGCUGUGUACAGGCUGGUAGCCAGAGGGUGGGGGAGUUGGGCAACACCCCGUCCUCUACAAGACCGUUUUGCAUAUAAUAAUAAAUUAGGAGCAUGAAUGUAUUUGUAAGAACUAAAACAGUCAUCUCUGUGUUCUAGAUUUAGUACUACGUUGCUGCACCAAGUGAGGUUUAUAAGAGCCAUAUUAUGUAAAAAUAAAUAAAUGGAAACAUUAAGGAGCACCUUGGAUAAAAUUUGGAUAGAGCUACCUGCUCUUGUAAAGCCAAUAUGUAGACCUGGGUUUGAAUCCCACUCAUGCUAGCUGUUUGUAUCCUUAGACAAGACACUUAAUCUGCCUUGUCUUAGUCCUUCCAGCUGUGAAUGUGUACUGGCCGUGGCUGGGGAAGGAACCUGUGUUGCGUCCCGUCCAUGGGAAGACUCAUCAGUUUCACGCUACGGACUCUGGAGAUCUGUAGCAAGUGGCCUUUGGGCCUGUGUAGGGCUUAAUUGGAUAGAAAGUAGUGUUUUUCUUAGGCUCAUUCACACUCUGACCAUUAGCCUAGCAUUAGCUGACGGAAAGUUAUUUAUUAUUGAUCAACGCUGAGGUCCGCCAGACUCCACAGGUGCUAAGUUAAUGUCCGUCAGGCAGCGCUGAUGUUCGUCAUAGGCCCUGAAAAUUUUUCUACAUUCUUAAAAUCUUCAACUUUCAUACUAAAACAAACAGUAGAGCUACUGCUACUGCUAUGUCACGCCGCUAUUACACCAUUACAACUCCUCCAGCCUCCGCUGGCCAACUGACUGGACGCACCACCUCUGGAUCCCUUGGACAUGAACACAAAUGUAGAAAUGUGAAGGAAAAUGUAGAAUCUGUCUUGAUGAUGCACCACUAUCAAGCGACACAAUCAUAGAGUUACGUUGAGUUUAUAUAGGCAUCACGUCUCAAACGUAGAGUAUCCAGUCAGUUCUGCCAAGUUGUGCUACUGCUCUACGGCAUGC